AUGAGCCCUGGCACCCUUUUGCUUCGGAGGGUGGUUACAUUUUUGCUACCUGUCACCAUUGAAGCUGGGCUUUGCUCAACUCAGGUUGAUUCCCUUCUCAAGUUGAUUCAUUGUAUAUGGCAAGGAACAGCAAGCAUCAGACUGUGUAAUGAUGCUGGGCUUCGCACUGCUUUGGAUAGAGUGGUGGCACAACUAACACCAUUCUCGAAGUUUGAAAUUGCUGUGCCCUAUAAGGGCAGUGAUGUGACAUUCCCCAUCCACAUCCACCCUCUGUGGGACUGGGCCCUUGAUUUAUUGCAAAAUCCUUUUCUUGAACCACACUUCAUCUGGGAUGCUGAAUGGGUCUUCAAACUUGAUGGUGAGACAUAUGAACACUUCUACACUGAACCUUGGAUGGGUGAUCAUUGGUGGGAUAUUCAAGUGUGUUGUAAUUAA
Molecule: messenger RNA, 435 nt
Organism: Pisolithus orientalis
Lineage: Eukaryota; Fungi; Basidiomycota; Agaricomycetes; Boletales; Pisolithaceae
Exons: 2
Coding region: 1-435 (144 amino acids)
Source: RefSeq, a predicted model, not a curated record